Pectinophora gossypiella (pink bollworm) is the source of this 1981-nucleotide messenger RNA. It is a transcript of the gene Ak6, whose product is annotated as adenylate kinase isoenzyme 6 homolog. The record is from RefSeq and is a predicted model, not a curated record. The coding region runs from base 114 to 644 and encodes 176 amino acids. Gene Ontology annotation, molecular function: ATP hydrolysis activity; AMP kinase activity; ATP binding. The transcript has 4 exons. Lineage: Eukaryota; Metazoa; Arthropoda; Insecta; Lepidoptera; Gelechiidae. Gene Ontology annotation, cellular component: nucleus; cytoplasm.
GUCAGCCUGCCGAACAUGUUUUUGGAAAAACAUAACCUCACAUUAUUAAAACUAUUGAUAUUGUUUUUUGCGUAAAUAGGUACUUUGUAAUAUCGUUUACAGGUCUUAAAAAAAUGGCCAAUCGCACAAGAAAUGUGCCUAACAUUUUAAUAACAGGCACUCCAGGUGUAGGGAAGUCCACUAUUUCUCGACUAUUAGCAGAGAAGACAAAGUUUACGUGGCGAGAAGUAUCAAAACUGGCUGAGGAACACAAUUGUCUUGAUGAAUAUGAUCCGGAGUAUCAGUGUCCCUUCUUGAAUGAAGACAAGUUGCUGGAUAUAAUGGAAGGCAUGAUGGCCAAAGGAGGAAACAUUGUGGACUACCACGGAUGUGAUUUCUUCCCUGAGAGAUGGUUCGAUGGAGUAUUUGUCGUCAGGGCCAACAACACAACACUCUAUGACCGUCUUACAGCCAGAGGUUACACAGGCAAGAAGUUAGAAGACAACAUACAAUGUGAGAUCUUUGAGACAUUAUUAGAGGAAGCACAGAGCUCGUACAAGCCAGAAAUAGUGACAGAGUUGCAGAAUAACACAGACGAGCAAUUGCAGACAAAUGUUGACACUAUUGUUGAAUGGAUAGAGAGAUGGAAGGAGGAGAAUUUAUAAUAAACUUGGUUGUAAGACUGGCUGGUUUUAUUUUAUGCAGUCCAUGCUAUGAUGUAUGGCUAGACAUAGAAAAUAAAACAAAAAACAAUGUAAUCUUUUUUGUAGAUAAUGUGUUAAACUGCGUUUUUUUGCCACAAUGGAAAUAAUGGUAUAUAAUUUAGAAAAAGUGGCAGUGCCACUAUUUCCAUGGGAAUAGUGUGAUAUACCGAAAAUGGCCCUAUGGCACUAACAUAAUAUUUUGUUGUCUUAAGUUUCUGUAAAGGUUCAGGGCAAAAGGACGGAACCAGAGUAUUAUUUUCCUGAUAUUUUGGUACUUUCACAUACUAAAUAAGAAACUGGAACAAUAAAAUGAUUAAGCUGUUCUAAGAACAAUCUAUAGAAUGCUAGUGGAGCCCCGUGUUGCUCUUGGGCUCAUCAUCACUAAUUUAAGAGCCACGCUCUUGUAGGUGUAGCCUUCUCCGUGCUACAUUUUUAGGGAAAAAUAGGGUAAUGGUUUCCCUCUUGCCUUCCACACUUUUGCUCUUGGGCUAGCAAACAAAAUAAAAAAUCUGGUUUAUGAAAAAGUCUUUACUUCACUCUAGUGUGAGAAUUUGCGGGGAAUGAAACAAAAGAAAAACGGGGUUGGAAUUGUUCUCCAACUGAUGUUGGUAGUGGGAAGAAUUAUGAUGAAAAUUAAUAAAUAGUUGAUAGUCAAAUUUCAUUUCUAUAAACCCAUUGUUUUCGAACUUUUCAGGGUUUUGUUUCGAUGCGGUGUUUUAGUUGUGUUUAAUUACUUUACUGACACUAGUAUUACCUAAGUAUGGAUUCAAUAAACGAAAUAAAAUCUUUAGAAUAAAAUAUAACUAAUGAUGACUUGUUAAUGAUGAAUGAUCAACUAAUAAUAAAUGAAAACUGAAUUAAAGGACAAAUAAAAUACACGAAUUAUAAAUACAACCUAAUUUAUUCAUCAUCCCACUGACAUAUAAAGAAAUGCAUUCGAAAUUACUGUAUUUAGAUCAAUCUAAAAUAUAAAUCUCGCUCAUGGACAUUUGGUGCCGCUAAUGAUACAAACGCUUAAGUAUACAACUGGCAGGUCUUGGCACCAACUGUGCAUGAACCAGAUACACUAUAUAUACUAGGAGACUACAACACUACUGAACAUGGUACCGAUAUGAAGACCAAUCCCGCUGGAAUGUGACAAUGUAAACAAAAAUCCGAAAAUAUAUAAGUGAAUACACGCAAAAAAAGUUUCUUUUCCUUUCUUUCAUUCAAAACGGCGCUGGAUGUGUGUAUAACCAAUUAGGUCUUGAUAGAUUGUGAUGUUACGCAAGUUUUUACAGCUUUGUUCAGACUUAGCA